Molecule: messenger RNA, 2959 nt
Organism: Cryptomeria japonica (Japanese cedar)
Lineage: Eukaryota; Viridiplantae; Streptophyta; Pinopsida; Cupressales; Cupressaceae
Product: amine oxidase [copper-containing] zeta, peroxisomal
Exons: 12
Coding region: 450-2834 (794 amino acids)
Biological process (GO): amine metabolic process
Molecular function (GO): primary methylamine oxidase activity; quinone binding; copper ion binding
Source: RefSeq, a predicted model, not a curated record
UGCAGAGAUGCAUUCUGUUUUAUGCAUGCUAACGAGCGUGAAUAGACCACCGCCAUUGACGUUGCGUUAAAGGCGGGUUCGAAUUCUUUUCUAAGAAAUUUUCUAUUCGUCAGGAUUGCACCAAGAUUCAUGGCAUUGAUUUUCAGUGUGCCUGCUGUGAGUAUUUUUGCAAAACCUAUGUGCAUGCAAGCGCGAAUUUUAUAGGAAGGCGUGGUGUGGUGGUUUUGCAGUGGGGGUAAGGAGGAAUUUGAUCCGAUCCAGCAUAGGGGUGUGAGAAAUCGGAAGGGGAAGAGGCAUAGGAGAGCCUAGGAAGAGUUGUGUGGAAGGUGGAGCGGGCCAGGCGUUGAGGCGUUGGGGGGCUCAGAGGCUUGCUGUAUGUCAGAUAGUAAAAACAGCAGCGGCAGAAGUAGAGAGAGAGACGGCUUCGGCGCACUUGCAAACCCAUCGCAAUGGCCUCAGCUCAGAAAAAAACGACGGUAUGCUGCUCGCCAGCCGCAUCAUCCCCUUCCUCUGACAUCUCAGGCAAGGCAAAGGCAAAGGCACAGGCACAGGCAACGCCAGCGCCAGCGCAGGCUGCCUCGCUGUCACUGCGGCGCGAGGCUGCUUCUGGUGAGGUGCCACUGGCAGCAGAAUGGGCCGACGUCAAGGGAGAUAUCAUCGGAGAUCCACGACAGAGGAAUGUCGCCUCUAGAAUGCCCGAUGCCUCCAAGCCUGCUGCAGGCAAAGGUACUGGAGUGCAAAUGAUGCGAGCUGAAACAAAACAUCCUUUAGAUCCAUUGUCUGCAGCUGAAAUUGCUGUGGCAGUUACAACAGUCAGGGCAGCUGGGGAAACUCCUGAGGUGCGGGAUGGCAUGCGAUUUAUUGAAGUGGUUCUUAAAGAGCCAGACAAGCACAUUGUUGCAUUAGCAGAUGCCUACUUUUUUCCACCCUUUCAACCUUCACUACUUCCGAAAACCAAAGGUGGUCCAGUGAUUCCUCGUCAACUUCCUCCUAGGCAAGCUAGGAUUGUUGUUUAUAAUAAGCGCUCAAAUGAGACCAGUGUUUGGACUGUUGAAUUAUCGGAGGUUCAUGCAGCAGCUCGUGGUGGUCACCAUAGAGGGAAAGUCAUUUCAUCAAAAGUUGUUGAAGAUGUACAGCCACCUAUGGAUGCAAUGGAGUAUGCUGAUUGUGAGUCUGUUGUCAAGGAUUAUGGCCCUUUCAAGGAAGCAAUGAAGAAGAGAGGUAUUGAAGAUAUGGAUCUGGUAAUGGUGGAUCCAUGGUGUGUUGGAUACCAUGGUGAAGAAGAUGCUCCAAGUCGAAGGCUAGCUAGGCCACUUAUAUUCUGCAGAACUGAAAGUGAUUGCCCAAUGGAGAAUGGAUAUGCUCGACCAGUGGAGGGCAUACAUGUUUUGAUUGAUAUGCAAAAAAUGAUGGUGAUUGAGUUUGAAGAUCGAAAAUUAAUUCCUUUGCCACCUCCAGAUCCCCUCAGAAACUAUACUGCAGGAGAAACUCGUGGAGGAGUGGAUCGAAGUGAUCUCAAGCCUUUACAUAUUGUGCAAUCAGAAGGACCAAGUUUCCGUGUCAAUGGCUUCCAUGUAGAGUGGCAGAAGUGGAAUUUUCGGGUAGGUUUUACCCCAAGGGAGGGACUGGUUAUUCAUUCUGUUGCAUAUGAUGAUGGUAGUAGAGGUCGUAGAUCUGUUGCACAGAGACUGAGUUUUGUUGAGAUGGUUGUUCCUUAUGGGGAUCCAAACGAGCCACAUUAUAGGAAAAAUGCGUUUGAUGCUGGAGAGGAUGGUCUGGGUAAAAAUGCUCAUUCUUUAAAGAAGGGGUGUGAUUGUCUGGGUUAUAUAAAAUAUUUUGAUGCACACUUCACAAAUUUCACUGGAGGAGUCGAAACUAUUGAGAAUUGUGUCUGCUUGCACGAGGAAGAUCACGGGAUUCUUUGGAAACAUCAGGAUUGGAGGACAGGCUUAGCAGAGGUUCGCAGAUCUAGGCGUCUAACAGUGUCCUUUAUAUGCACUGUUGCAAACUAUGAAUAUGGCUUCUUUUGGCACUUCUAUCAGGAUGGUAAAAUAGAAGCAGAAGUUAAACUUACGGGGAUUCUCAGUCUAGGGACACUACAGCAAGGUGAAACAAGAAAGUAUGGAACAAUGAUUGCUCCUCGUUUAUAUGCACCUGUGCACCAACACUUUUUUGUUGCUCGUAUGGACAUGGCUGUAGACUGCAAACCUGGUGAAGCAGUGAAUCAGGUUGUGGAGGUGAAUGUUGAAGUUGAAGAACCUGGUGCCAAUAAUAUUCACAACAAUGCAUUCUAUGCUAAAGAAGAGUUAUUACGAACAGAAUUGCAAGCUCAGCGAGACUGUAAUCCAUUGACUGCACGCAGCUGGAUUGUCAGGAACACUAGGACUGUAAACAGAACGGGACAGUUGACUGGCUAUAAACUAGUACCAGGUUCAAAUUGCUUGCCAUUGGCAGGGUCUGAAGCUAAGUUUCUUAGGCGAGCGGCCUUUUUACAACAUAACCUUUGGGUCACUCAGUAUGAUAAAGAUGAACAAUUCCCUGGAGGUGAAUUUCCCAAUCAAAAUCCUCGUGUUGGGGAGGGAUUAGUUACCUGGGUGAAGCAAAAUCGACAACUUGAAGAGGCUGAUAUUGUUCUCUGGUAUGUUUUUGGUGUUACUCAUAUCCCUCGUUUGGAGGACUGGCCAGUUAUGCCUGUUGAACGGCUUGGAUUUAUGCUCAUGCCUCAUGGGUUUUUCAACUGUUCCCCAGGGGUGGAUGUUCCUCCCAGCGUCAGUGAGAGUGACUUGAAGGAAAAUGGUGGACCAAAGCAGAAUGGAAUAAUCUCAAAGCUUUAAAAUUAUGAAGUGAUGUACUAUGUGAUCAAGAUAGUGAAAACAAGUAAUGAAUUUGUUUCUUUGAACAUAAUGAUUUUCGUAAAAUUAUUAGCAGCUGGACAAUCAAUAUAAUGGGUAUUUUGGAA